Molecule: messenger RNA, 1077 nt
Organism: Mesorhabditis belari
Lineage: Eukaryota; Metazoa; Nematoda; Chromadorea; Rhabditida; Rhabditidae
Source: the annotation of a GenBank genome assembly
AUGGUAAUGUUUCAACUUGGACGUGAUUCGAUUCCGGAACUAAUGGCGAAUUAUGUGGCUGGAUACAUGCCCUACAUUUUGGACAGCAAGUGUGCUACAUAUACGAGCACACAAACAGCUUCCAAAGAAAGACGGAGAUUAUUCAUCAUACAAUUGCCACGGCUGUGCAAAAGAAAAGAAGAAAGACAAAAAGCUGCCGCCCUUGCCUACUAUCAAGUUUUGUGUUCUGAGAGAAGUAAAACCAGAGUUAGCGGUUGCUCCGGUCUCAAAACCGUCUAUUGCCCGCAACAAAGUGAUCGAAAAAUAAAAAGUAUAUUUGAUAAUGAAAAUGAAUCGACUAAGAAAGCUAUUUUGAGUGAAGUGAAUGGUAUUAAUCGUAAUUCAAGACGGAGGCUCUUUACCCGAGCGACUGAGAAAGCCGGUCCUGGAGUUGACCCUGGCUUUUUGUACCCAUUUUUGUAUGAAUCCUUUAUUGAUGCAGAGCACUAUUGUUUACUCGAUGAUGGAAAAUGUAUAAUAUAUGGUUCUGCUCAAAAUGCUCGCCGCCUAUUCACAGAAUUGAAACCUGUCACUCUUCAUGCCGAUGGUCGCUACAAGCAGUUGCCAAAACGAUUACGACAAGGAAAAAAAUCGCAAUGGUAUUCAGUCAUUGCAAGUCUUGCCUCUGGACAUACUCUUCCUGUUUUAUUUGCAUAUAUACCAGAUGGGACGAAAGAAACACUUAAAGAAGUGUCCAGGUGUUUGGCAAAACUUUUCGAUAAUGUGGGACUACUUCCGAAUCUUCGCCAAUCUGGAAUAUAUAUGGUAUUUGAUUUUGAAAUCGCCGCGAUCAAGGCACAGGAAGAAAUCUUGAAUCUACCCGCUAAGGGCUGCGCAUAUGACUUCCAUUGCGCAAUUCAACUAAAAACUCCGUAUGUGCUCAAAUCUUUAAAAAACGUGCUAGUGCAAGACUAUUUGCGUCGAAUUGGGGUGAUUUACGCGUUACCAACUCAAUAUCGCCACUUGUUUGAAGCUGCUAUCCAGGAUCCUGCAUUGACUGCACUAGAAAAAGCCGCUUUACUUUAUUUUGAAGACUAC